ACAACACACCCACAUUCUCAACUCUUUCGUCUCACUUUAUUAUGGCUCUUCACAAAACCUUAUUCAUUCUUUUCCUCUUCCUCACUUUGGCCUCGGCUUCCACCUUUAACGUAGUCGAUUUCGGUGCAAAACCCAACAUCGGAACCGACUCAUCGCAGGCGUUCGAGGAAGCUUGGGCUAGUGCAUGUCGUGCAACGACAGCCGUGUCCAUUUAUGUUCCAAAAGGGAGAUUCUAUGUGAAAAGUAUAGCAUUUGAAGGGCCUUGCAAUAAUAAUGAUAUCACUAUACGAAUUGAUGGGACGCUUUUGGCUCCAUCAAACUAUGCUGUGAUUGCAAAUUCAGGAAAUUGGAUCACUUUUAAACGUGUUGAUGGUGUUAACGUGUUUGGUGGCGUUCUUGAUGCCCAAGGAUUUGGAUUAUGGGCUUGCAAGAAUUCCAAAAGCUCUUGCCCCUCCGGAGCCACGUCGUUGGAAUUUUCCAAUUCAAAGAAUAUAAUGGUUAGUGGCUUAACGUCACUAAAUAGUCAAAUGUUCCACAUAGUAAUCAAUGGUUGUCAAAAUGUGAAAGCACAAGGACUGAAGAUAUCAGCUGCUGGUAAUAGCCCAAACACCGACGGCAUUCACGUAGCAUUAUCCUCAACGGUUACUAUCCUCAACUCUAUAAUUGGCACGGGCGACGAUUGCAUUUCAAUAGGUCCUGGCACGUCGAACUUGUGGAUUGAGAAUGUUGCUUGUGGACCUGGACAUGGAAUCAGCAUUGGGAGUUUAGGAAGAGAAGUGCAAGAAGAUGGUGUUGAGAAUGUAACAGUUAAAUCUGCUACAUUCACAAACACACAAAAUGGGGUCAGAAUUAAAACAUGGGGAAAGCCGAGCAAUGGAUUUGCAAGAAGCGUUAUCUUUCAAGACAUUGUAAUGGUCAAUGUGGAAAAUCCUAUCAUUAUUGAUCAAAAUUAUUGCCCCGACAACAAAGGUUGUCCUGGACAGGAUUCUGGAGUUAAAAUCAGCGAUGUGACAUAUCGAAACAUACACGGAACAUCAGCGACGCAAGUUGCGAUGAAAUUCGAUUGUAGCUCGAAAUUUCCAUGCAAUGACAUAACUUUGGAGGAUGUGGAGUUGAGUUAUAAGAAUGAAGCAGCUGAAGCUUCAUGUAGUCAUGCUGAAGGAAGUGCUGCUGGUUUAGUUCAGCCAUCAAGUUGUUUGUAGACAGGUCUUAGAACUAUGUAAUAUAUAAUUUUAUAAUUAUAUUAUAAGGUCCUCUAGGGUUAGCUAGGGAUAUGUUACCUGUCUUAGCAUAGAUAAGAAUUGAAGUUCCAAGGUUGAGGUUAUGGUACUAGCAAGUAGCAACCCACUAUGGGGCGUGUUCGUUUCCAGAGUCAACAUCGAGUUUUCUAGAUUUUUGUUUAAUUAGUUUAGCACCUUUGAUCAACAUUAAUUAAUCUACUAGUGUCGACCAUUUUAUUGCUAUUUUAAAGGUGAAUGAUUUUUAUUACACUUA
This is a messenger RNA of Cucumis melo (muskmelon), 1494 nucleotides long. RefSeq names its product polygalacturonase-like. Gene Ontology annotation, biological process: carbohydrate metabolic process. The record is from RefSeq and is a predicted model, not a curated record. Gene Ontology annotation, molecular function: polygalacturonase activity. Bases 42 to 1202 code for a protein of 386 amino acids. The transcript is spliced from 4 exons. Lineage: Eukaryota; Viridiplantae; Streptophyta; Magnoliopsida; Cucurbitales; Cucurbitaceae.